AUGUAUCGCCAGAAAUACAAGUCUACGGGGUUAAUAAGUCUUGUCAAGCCAAAGACACCACCUAUCUUGGCCGUUGCUACGUAUCAGGCAGAUCAGAUCUCGAUACAACGAUACGGUCUUUCGGAAGCGCACAGAGAUGGACAUGCAUUCUACUCGAAUCAUCAAAGAGAAGUCAUGACAUCUCUCGCACGGCAUUGUUCCUUGCAUUGCACUCCCCAAUGGAUAGCAGACCAACCUCCUAAGGACUGGGAUACAAAAAUAAACAGCCUAAGAAGUCUCGUCUAA
Fusarium venenatum is the source of this 285-nucleotide messenger RNA. The record is from RefSeq and is a predicted model, not a curated record. NCBI's taxonomy places the organism in Eukaryota, Fungi, Ascomycota, Sordariomycetes, Hypocreales, Nectriaceae.